AUGCCACGUAAGCUACGUAAGAAUAUACGUAAGAGGAAGAGAGCAUUGAAACAUCCAAUAGUAAGACUAACACCACAACAACAGUUGCAACAACAAAUGCUGAAUGACCCCACUAUGUUGCAACAAAUGUCAAGCAAUCCUAUGCUUUUAAACCGAGUUGUUGGUGCACAGAGUGGAGGUUUAAGAGCGGCACUUUUAGCGAAAAUGGCAGGCUAUGGUGGAGCUGCAGACGGAACAGCAUAUAACCCUCAAAGUCAAAUGAAUUUGAGUUCACUCAAAAAUCAAAUAACAGAUGUCAAAAAGUCAAACAUAGACAUACAGAAGCAAAUAAGUGAAAACGAAAAGAAACUAGAAUAUGACAGACACACAAAGAAACUCAAUGAGUUAAACGUAGAGAAAAAGAAGAAAGAAGAACAACUGAAAGAACUAAGUACAGAGGAAUAUGCGAAAAAAGUGUCAGAAAAAGCAGCAGAAGUAGCAAAAAUGGAACAAGAUGUUGUAAAUUUGAAAAACCAUACUACUCGAUAUAAAGUACUGAAAGAUGAAGAGAUAAAACAAAAAGCCCUGAAGACAUAUAUGGAUAGCGAUGAGUAUAAAAAGGAAGUUGAAGCAAAUGUAAAGGCAGAAAAACUUUUACAGUU
Trichomonas vaginalis G3 is the source of this 641-nucleotide messenger RNA. Its product is annotated as protein of unknown function, DUF4106 family. The record is from RefSeq and is a predicted model, not a curated record. NCBI's taxonomy places the organism in Eukaryota, Parabasalia, Trichomonadida, Trichomonadidae. The annotation marks the transcript as partial. The transcript has a single exon.